AUGGCCGGCAGAGAAGCCGAAGGAGCCCAGCCACAGGUAGAUGGGGGAAGUCCCGCUUCUCCACCCGCUGCUUCCACGGGGCUCCCGUGCAGGACGCGUCCGCUUGCAAACCGACCGACGGGCAGUUGCCGGCGCUGCGCUUCUGGCCGGUGCAAACUCCGGGAGCGUCCCGUGGGCGCUGGGCCUUUCUCCAUGGAAAUCAGCUUGGAGGAUAUAGAAAUUAUCUUCUCCGAAGAGGAGUGGCGGUUGCUAACCAACGAGCAGAAGAAGCUGUACUGGAAAACUUUGGAAGAAAAUUACAAGUCUUUUCUUUUUGUUGGUGGACGAUGCCCUUUUGACCCAGCAGAAAUCUUCACUUGGAUUCAUAACAACAAACAUCUGAACAUCCGACUCUUAAGCCGUCCUCGUAGAAUCCUUUCUGUAGAUAAAGAGCAACCCCAAAUGGACAGAGACCAUUUUCCUAAGCAAGGGGCCCCUCUCAACAGCACCUAUAAACAAGAGGACAUGGACUAUAUGGCUGCCGAGGGGCAUCCUGAACAACGUGGUAUAUCGGCCACUGAACAGGGACGCCUGCCCGAUUCUGGUGGACAGUUACAGACAGAAUCGAUGCAGCAGGCUUCAGGUGGUGCAAGUGCAGAGGUCAACAUACGGCCGUGCUAUGUCUUGGUUUCUUCCUGUACCCUUGCCUGUUAUGGUGCCAACCAGGUCCGCCAAGCUGCCGAGCUGCCGUCUCACCCGAUGGUGAACCUGCCCCAGCAUAAUUUUGCCAUGGGUUCAGGACGCCUUGUGGAGGAAAUGCGGUGUGCGGAUGCCAUUUGCAAUGAAAAUCGUGCGGAUUUGCGCUGGCAGGCUGCAGCGGCGCCACCUCCGGCAUGGGGCACAAGGAAUGUGCCGGCUACUCGCCCGUUUCCCCUGGCAGUCCCCACUGAGGAGAGAAAAGUCUUCCGUUGUGCUUGGUGCAGGGAACCGUUCAGCCUGCAGAUGAACUUGGAAGUGCAUUAUAGGUAUUGUCGUUGCAGGCAAGAGCAACCGAAGCUGCUCUUGCAAGCCCUGAAGGCUCCCUGUGGGAUAGAAGCACGUAGCUCAAGCAGCACAGGGAAUCCGGCAGGUCCCGUCCUCCUCCCACCAGCACCUGUCCAAUGCCCAGUGCCCAACGAUAACAAGGGGACCACCUCGCAUUUUAGACCAUGGCUGACUCCUCAACAGGUUAAAAACAAGGAUCUCUUCACUGCCCGCACAGGUACCACUGAGAGAGUCCGUAGUAUGAUGGCGACAGCCUCUGCAAUGAAGAAGCUGUGGCGGUGUACGGAAUGCGAGGAAAAGUUUGUGUACAAGUGGCAAUUCUUGGCUCACAUGCAAGAUUGCAAGAGAGAUGUGCAUGAGGAAACCCCCCCGGCCCCAGGGCCCCAGGGCCUUGCUCCAACAGAGGGGCUCCCUGAAAGUGCCGAAACACAAGAGCCAAGCGUCGAACCGCCCGUGCUUCCGAGCACUUCUAAAGAGCAGGAGCAAUGUCCAUGCGACCAAUGUGGCAAGAAUUUUAGCAAGUGUUACAUAGCCACGCAUCGUGCCUUCCACAGGGGCCAAAAGUACAGGUGUCUGUGGUGCGGGAAGGUCUUCAACUUCCGGAGCGCGGCAGUGAGACACAAGAAGACGCACUACAAGUAUACUGAAAACCUCGAAUAUGGCACGCAACCUGACGACAAAGAUUGCAUGUGCAUGAUUAAAAAAAUCACCGUUCCUCCCGAUUCGGAAGAUGAGGAGCAACCUCAGCCGGAGGAGCCCAAGUAG
Ahaetulla prasina is the source of this 1788-nucleotide messenger RNA. RefSeq lists its product as uncharacterized. Bases 1 to 1788 code for a protein of 595 amino acids. Gene Ontology annotation, molecular function: DNA-binding transcription repressor activity, RNA polymerase II-specific. The record is from RefSeq and is a predicted model, not a curated record. The transcript is spliced from 4 exons. Gene Ontology annotation, biological process: negative regulation of transcription by RNA polymerase II. Lineage: Eukaryota; Metazoa; Chordata; Lepidosauria; Squamata; Colubridae.